UCUGUUUUGAUGUUAUUAUUGUUGAAAUGAACAUAUGAUAAUACAUUUAUCAUCAUGCAAUAAUCAACAAUAAUAUUCAUCGAAAUAAAUAAAAUUGAAAAGAAAUUCAACAACACAUACAUACAUACAUACAAUAAUAAGAAGUUAUGACUUCUCACGAAAGAGCUGAUGAAUAUUUUCACCAGUCAUUAAAAUCAAACAAUCAUAAUAUUCAUCAGAAAUAUAAAAUGUCUGUAAAACGUGAUGUUAGAGGAAGAAGCAGCGAGGAUAAAUUGGAGAAUUAUCAUUUAUUAGUUGGUGCAAUCAUAGAUGGAAAUUUGGAAUUAGUGGAUCAUUUGUUUACUCAAAAUAAUAAUUUCAACUUUAACAACUUGAAUGAAGAUGGGAACAGUUUAAUGCAUAUUGCUGUCAUUUCAAAACACUUAAAAAUUGUUCGUUAUUUAGCUGAACAUGAUGUUCCUUUGGAUACAGUUAAUAAAGACGGUGAAACACCACUUCAUAUUGCUGCUAAAUUGGGACUGUUACUCAUUGUUGAUUAUAUUAUUGAUGUUCAAGUAAAUCAACUCACAUUUCUCGACAAGAAUGGUAAUACACCAUUACAUUUGGCAUGUUUAACGAAUCAUUCAAAUGUAGCAUUAUCUCUUUGUAAUGCUGGUGCUCCUCUGGAAGUUCGUAACAAGAAUCGGAAACCACCUUUGCUAUGCGCAGUAAUUUCUAGUUCAGAGAGUUGUGUACGUGUUCUUCUACUAGCUGGUGCACGAGCUGAUAUUACAGAUGAGGAAGGUAAUACUGCACUUCAUCUUGCUGCUGCUCAAGGUGAUUAUUUGAUUGUUAAACUACUUUCCAGGGCGGUAUCAAAUGUUGAUAUUUUCAAUACAGCAGAAUUCACUCCACUACAUUUGGCGGCUAAACAUGGACAUUUAAGAACUGUUCGUUAUCUUAUCCUAGCUGGUGCUGAUCCCAGUAUAACAAGCCGUAAUGGCAUAGCACCAGAUGUUAUGGCCUAUGCUCAAGGUCAUUCGAAAGUUGGCAUGUUAUUAACAAAAAUGAAACCGGAAAAAUGUACAGCUUGGAUUGAACAAUUAAGACAAGAUACACAUCGUAUGCCUAGAAUAAAAUUGAAAUUAUUUGGUUCAAGUCUUGUUGGUAAAACACAAUUAACUAAUUCACUCUAUACUGGUCCAAUAUCGGCAUAUUUAAAAAAGAAAUUAACAACUGUAUCAGAUUUUGCUGGAUUAACUGGUGAAGUUAGUCCGAAAUCAAACUUAUAUCGACAUCAUUAUCCAUAUAUGUGGGAUAUAGAAGCGGAACAUGAAAAUUAUACACAAGGAAUUGAUGUUCAUAUAACAAAUGAAUAUACUCUAUGGGAUUUCUCUGGAUUUCCAUCCUAUUAUUGUUUUUAUGAUCAUUUUAUCGGUGAUAUAAGUUGUAUACAUUUAGUGCUCUUUAAUUUAAUGGAUUCAUUGGAAUGGAGACGUAGAAGUGUACGAUUUUGGCUUGAUUUUCUCUAUGCUCGUAUACCUGUAAAAGGACCUUUGUUAUUCGGUGGAAGACCAACUGAAAUGGCUAGAGUAAUUCUUGUUGGAACUCAUGCAGAUGUAGUUCAAUGUCAAAAAGAUUUAAAUGGUUUUUAUUAUGAUGAAGAAACUUUAUUGUUUUUAAAAGAAAUUACAUUAGAAUAUCAAGAUAAAUUAGACAUCCAUGAAAUUGUUUAUCUGCUCGAUGCAAGAGAUGGAACAUCGUUAGAAAUGAAACAAUUAAAAACUUAUUUGGCCGAUAUUCGAAAUAUCAUCGUACAGACACUUCCAAGAACAAAUUCUUUAAUGAUUGAUUUAUCAAAUAAAUUACCAGAAUGGACAGUUAAUGAUAUAUUUCCUAUAUGUAAUUUGGAUGAAUUUGCUGAACGUAUUCAUGAACAUAUUAAUCCAUUGUGUACAGAUGAACAUUUAACAACUCUUAUUGAACAUUUACAAUCUGCUGGAAAUAUUUUAUACAUUCCAACAACAUCACAUCAUACUGUUGAUACUAGUCCACCAAUAAUUAUCAAUGACACUAAUAAUAAUUAUUUUCAUAAAGAUGAUUUAAUUGUCUUAAAUCCAAAUCAAUUAUGUAAUGGUAUACUUGGUAAAUGUUUAUCUGAACGAUUUCUUCAUCGUACUCGAAUUACUGGAAGUUUUACACUAGAUGAUAUACAAUUAUUUGUACGUGAACAAGAUACAAAAAUUUUACUGAAAUUAUUAGAAUCCUAUGGUUUAUGUGUAUGUUGUAUUGUGAAAGAGCAUCGUCGUUUAAAAUCACGUAAUAGAAAAAAACAUUCCACUGAUUGUUUUGAAUUAUUUGAACAAAUUAAUAGUAGUGGUUCAUUGUCAAGACCAUUAACACCUGACAUUGAACAUGUUGAUCGUAAUGGUACACAUUUCAAUCAUAUUAUUAAUAAUAAUAUGAAUAAUAAUAAUAAUAAUAAUAGUAAUAAUAUUAAUGAUUUAUGCUUAAGUCAUCUUACACAAUUUACAAGAACUAUAGUAUUUGAUAUAUCACAAUUGAAUAAUGAUGCAUCAAUCAGUAAUGAAGAAAUACAAAUUGAAAUGCCACGUUUAAAUCAAAUUCCAUUAUAUCAAGGUUUAUGGGAUAAGAAUGAUGACAAUAAUAAAAGUAUGAUCUAUUCUGGUUUACAAUUGAUUACAUCACCUGGACAAUUGAUACAUUUAAUGCCACGUAUACAAGUUCAAUUAAGACGCGAAAUAUCAAUGAAUCGUAAAAAAUUUAUACAUAUUAAAUUAUUAAAUGAAUUUAAUCAAUUACAUUUAAAAGAUCAACAAGACAAUAAUAAUAAUAAUAUUAGCAAUGAUAAUAAUAAUAAUAAUAUGGCUAACCAUUUUUACACAACAUCUGAAUUAUAUUUAAAUUCAUUAGAUUUUAAUUUUCAUCAUAAUUUUAAUAAUAAUGAUAGAAUUGAUUAUAAUUCUAAUAGACGUAGAACAAAACAUUCACGUUCAUGGAAUUUAAUACAAUGGCUUCAUGGUUCCAAAAUAACUGAUACUAAAGGUGAAAUACAAAUUUUCCUAUGUAUUAAUGAAUAUAAACAAGUCCUUGAUGUAUUCGCUAGAUGUCUCCCAUGUCAUGUACAUCAAACAUUUGCUCUACUCCAUGAAAUUGUUCAUUUAAUUACACAAGUAAUUUCAAAAUGUUGUCCAAAUUUAGAUUUAGAGUUUAAAUUACUCAAUUCCAAUGAUUUAAGUAAACAUUAUGCCAAUCCAAAAGUAUGGGAUUCAAAACAAUUAGUACAAACACUUUUAUUAUUCAUUGCACAAAAUUCUCAUAGUUAUCGAACAUCAUUGUGUAAUAUUGAUGUACACAAUAUAAAACUCUUUCAAAAUCAAUUAGAUCCACAUUCAACUAAUGCCCAACAUCAUCCUCAAGAUGAUGACGACAACAACAACACAAGUGAGGAUGAAGGCGAAGAAGUAGAAGAAGAAGAAGAAGAACAAGCUAUCAAUGAUGAACAACAACCACCUUAUGUAGAGAACAUUGUCAUUCGAAAACAAAGAACCAAUAGAAAAUCGGAACAUUUAAUUCAUAGAAAACAACAAUUAAUCCGAGAUUUAUUUUUUGCUAAUUAUCAAUUAGCUCAAGAAAUCUCAAAUCAUUUAUUAAAUAUUUCAUCAAAUCAAUUACCAAUGUAUAUUUUACAAAAAUUAGCUAAACAUAUUGAUGUGAAUGAACGUGAUCCAUUGAAAUUUCAUACAUUUCUCCAGUGUUUAUGUUAUCCGGAAAUGAUUAGUUUAAUGAAUCAAUGGAAUCAAGGCAUUAGUUUAUGCAAUAGUACAUUAAGUCCAACAAUAAUUCUAUUAAAUUUUACUAGUAAAUAUCCUAUACGAUUUUUAGAAUGGGCAUUAUUAUCUAGUUAUGGUAUAGAGAGUGUACAAUUCUUAUAUAAUUCAUAUAUUUUAUUAAAUUUUAAUCAAACUAUUUUCAAUGAAGAAUCAAUUAAAGCAUUAUACAAAGAUAAUAAUAAUAAUGAAAAUAAUAAUAAUAAUGAUAAUAAUGAUAGAGAACUAUCCAAUUCAAAUCAUUGCAUUAAAUGUAUACGUUCUUCAUCGACACCACGUAAUAGUCAAAUGUAAUAAACAAUGGAGAAGGGAAAAAACAAAAACGGUUUAUUGAUCGAAAAACAUUGUUUUGUUUUUUGUUUUCUUACUCACAUUAUAAUGCUUCUUCCCCUUCUUAACAUAUUGUUCCGAUGAACUUUUAUUUAUCAUGAAAUAAGUUUUUUUCUCUUUUUCCUUUUAAUUUCCUCAUUUUUAUUUUGAUGAUGAUGAUGAUGAUUUGUGUUUUUCAUUGCUUUGUUUAACAAACAAUAUUUUUUUGUUCUUUCUUCAUUAAAUUAUAUAAUUU
Molecule: messenger RNA, 4395 nt
Organism: Schistosoma turkestanicum
Lineage: Eukaryota; Metazoa; Platyhelminthes; Trematoda; Strigeidida; Schistosomatidae
Source: the annotation of a GenBank genome assembly